UCCUGAUAGUGAUCCCAAUCCUGAUCCCAAUCCUGAUCCUGACCCUGAUCCUGACCCUGGCAGUGCUCACUGCUACCAGUGA
Molecule: messenger RNA, 82 nt
Organism: Mesitornis unicolor (brown roatelo)
Lineage: Eukaryota; Metazoa; Chordata; Aves; Mesitornithiformes; Mesitornithidae
Product: procyclic form-specific polypeptide-like
Exons: 1
Source: RefSeq, a predicted model, not a curated record